This is a messenger RNA of Adineta ricciae, 987 nucleotides long. The record is from the annotation of a GenBank genome assembly. Lineage: Eukaryota; Metazoa; Rotifera; Eurotatoria; Adinetida; Adinetidae.
AUGUCGACCCAAAAUUCAAGCGCACCUGUGUAUGUCAAUCCAAUGCUAUUGCAAGUACCCCGUCUCUUAAAUAUUUAUCUUGGCACUUUCAUUUUAAUCACAGGCACUAUCAGUAGUAUUGGAAACUUUCUGGUAUUUAGUUCUGGAACCUUCCGCGCGCGAGCUUGUUCUAAUUACUUAAUAGCGGAAGCAAUAGCCGCAUUUUUUCAUUUUGAUUAUGUGUGUCUCACACGGGUUAUUCAAAACGGUUUCCAGAUUCCUGUUUUCAGCCGUUAUUCCGUCGCUUGCAAAACACGACAAUGGGUUUCGGAAUUUACACAUGAAACUGCAUUUAGCUUAUUUGUAUUGGCUACGAUCGAUCGAUGUCUAUCUACUCACCGCUCCGCUAGGUAUCGCGCAUGGAGCAAUCGUAUAUCUCUCACGUACAAGUUGAUUCCAGCAGUUGUGAUUUUCUGGUUUCUAUGGACUAGCCACCGGUUGGUAUUUUACACAAUCAGUGGUGGAGUUUGCGGUCCUAUAGGGGGCACUUACGAAAAAUUUGACGCCUAUGCUGAAACACUUACGUCAGGCGUUCUACCAAAUAUAUUUGUGAUAGUAUUGGGUACUAUACUUCUGAGAAAUGUUCGAAGUAUUUCUCGAAGACGAAUAGUACCUACUGGAGGACCGCAACCCAUCAAUGAAAAGCUUUCACUUAUUCAACAAAUCGACGCACAAAUAUCAACUAUGAUACUACUACAAGCAUUUUUUGCUCUCCCUUCAUUUUUACCUUACGGCGCUCAAAACCUUUAUUCCAGCAUUACUCUACAUUGGGAAAAAACACCACUAUAUCUCGCAUACGAGAAUAUUUUUGUUAACCUUAUACGGCUUCUCUCCUAUCUAUUCUAUGGUACAAGUUUUUAUAUAUCUUGCCUAUCCAGUCGUGGCUUUCGUAGACANGCAUCAUACUGGACAUGCUCAAUCUUGAAUCUCAUCAUAUAUAAUAACUAG